AUGUCCAUCCCGGACGCACCGACGCGCGCCCGCCCCCGCGGAUUGUGGAAGGGGCGUGGGACUCCUAAACCCAAUAAGGACUUUAAUUUGGACGACCAUCGGCCUGCUAAACGCCAGCGACUUGAUAACGCCAGCGACGCUAGCAGCGACGACCUAGGAUAUUAUAUUAUCGAGUGCACUCCCGAACCCUCAAAUCACUCUGACGACGAAGACGAGGAGAUGGACUCACCCGACACUGUGGUUGACCCUGAAAACUUCGCCAUGUGGGAGCAGCUGAAGGGAUCGUUUGCGACCGUCGUUGAGCAGUACGAGUCCGACAAUGUCGAUGAAACGCUUUCGUUGCUACGUGGCGUGCUAGACGAGUGCCACCGAUUUCUGCGUUUGUACAAAGAUCCCUCGGUCCUCUUUGCGACACCUGGCUCCCGCACUCCCGAAGCAUUGCCCAGCUCACCUGCGAACAAGCCCCCGAGAAAAUGCAAGUGCCGCGAGUCUCCGACCGCGUUCCAUGCGUUGCUCGGUACGGCGCUCUUCCUCAUGGGCAAUCUAGUGGCCCAGGACCCGUCGAUCGUGCUGCCCAAAGAACCAGUGGACGCAACAACGUACUGGCUUGCGGCAUUGGAUGUCUUCGAGAUGGGGGAGAACCUUCCAAGCCGAACGAGCGGACGCGGCUGUGAAGCUCCAGAAGAUUGGCGGAUGGCCCUCGUAUGGGGCCGUACGCUUCUCUGCGUGGCUGACGCCGCACUGCGCCUGCAGCAGCAGCAGCAGUCACUCGUCCAUCCCCAGUCCAUGCCCCCAGAACCCAAGUGGCCGUCGUCAUCGACUUCCGUUUUCGCUGUCAUUGCCAUGCGGCGUUCUCCUGCGUGCCGCCGAGUUAACCUCGCCUCCACUCCGCCAGACGAACUGCUGCUGCUGGCCAUGGAUCAUUUCACGCGCGGGAUCUUCCUCAUGCCGCAUGCGAAUCCGCCGGCGCAGAACCUCGGAGACCGAUACGUACAUCCGCCGCCUUUCAGCCGGUCAGCAGAGCUCUUCACAAUUGCGCACGAGGUGCUCUCUAUCGCCGAACGCUUGUCCGAGUCCUCGGAGCGGAUGCGGUGGGCGACGUGGGCGGACAGCGUGUUGAAUCAGGUGCCCACUCAGACCAGCGUCGUGGCCAGAGCACGGGGUCGGUGCUGGCUGGUCGUGGGGACAGCUCAUGUCGAGGCGCUGGAGGCCCUGGCCGAGACGCAGGGCUGGAACUCGCAGGACUCGCUUGAAGGGGUGCUAGAUUGCGAGGAUGCAGAUGAUACCCGAGAGGCUCUGGAGCGUGCCGUCGAGUUUUUUGAGCGCGCUACGGCGGAUGAGACACCUGCCGGCGAGGACGAGCAAGAUUCCGAGCUGCUGGUGCUGUAUACCGAGGCACUGCUCACGCUGGCCAAUUUCUCAAAAGACGAAGCAAAACAGGAGAUGCUUUAUCAGCGAGCAGCGUCUUUGGGUGUGUCCCUGGAGGGCAUGGACGUGGAUGAGGCGUAG
Molecule: messenger RNA, 1509 nt
Organism: Mycena citricolor
Lineage: Eukaryota; Fungi; Basidiomycota; Agaricomycetes; Agaricales; Mycenaceae
Source: the annotation of a GenBank genome assembly